AUGUCGGCUUCUUCUCUGUUAUUCUCCCGGAAGCUCCACCACGACCGUCAUGGCCGUAAAAUUGGCAAGCCUCGACUCCCUCCACCGACUAAAAUCGACAGAACCACCUUUUUUCCUCUCGUAGUCAUCGGACCUCUCACAAGCUACUCGAAUAGCGUCGCGGAUGAGAAAUUUUUGAUUUGGUAUACUGAUCAAGAGGAAAGACAGCUGCGAUUAACCUCAGUUACGAAUGUUGUACAUGGCCAAACCACUAAACAACUUAAACCAGAGAGGGAAAGUCAGCACCUUUCACUUGUCUAUGCAAAUAGCAGGCUGAGACUUGGUUUUUGGGUUUAA
Molecule: messenger RNA, 336 nt
Organism: Fraxinus pennsylvanica
Lineage: Eukaryota; Viridiplantae; Streptophyta; Magnoliopsida; Lamiales; Oleaceae
Source: the annotation of a GenBank genome assembly